This is a messenger RNA of Galleria mellonella (greater wax moth), 933 nucleotides long. RefSeq lists its product as uncharacterized. The transcript is spliced from 3 exons. Lineage: Eukaryota; Metazoa; Arthropoda; Insecta; Lepidoptera; Pyralidae. The coding region runs from base 125 to 535 and encodes 136 amino acids. The record is from RefSeq and is a predicted model, not a curated record.
AUGAUUUUAUCAUAGGAUUGCACUGGAUAUGUAAAAUAAUAAGAAAAACACUUUUAUUUACUUCUAAAAUUUUUUAAAUGGUCGCGUAAAUUUUAGUGCCGCAAUCAAAUGUUAGAAUUAUAAAAUGGGCUGCGUGUGUUGUUCUCUGAGUUCCUUCGUUUCCAUUCUUCUAGAUGCUCUCGAAAGAAUAUCAUUAUGCACCGUCUGCGCUAUGUUGACAUGUUGUUUACUGUUUACAAUUAUAUCGGUGAUGGUACUGGGUAUCGGCAUUGGAUAUCAUUACUGUUUUGUCUCAAAUUCAGUAGAGUCUAUGGCAAAGGCUGCAAAAGCAGCAGGCGCUCUGCGUUCAGGUCCAGAAACAGUGACUACCGGUAACGCGAUGAGGGCGGUCGACAGAGCAGUCAAGCGCGGGUUUGCCCACAGAGUAGUACGGCGUGAAGCAGAUACAACAACGAUUGCAAACUAUUUAAAUGACACUAGUAAUUUUUAUCGAAAAGUUUCGUCAAUAAACAUAACAAAUAUCACAAAUAUAUAAAUUAUUUUACAUUAACUGUAAGUUCAACUUCUGAAUAUAAAUUAAAGACGUUUGUAAAUAUAAUAUUAUUUAAUUCUACAAACAAUAGUUCAGCGAAGGAUGUAAAGGGGCGCUUUUAUAAUUUACUAUAGUACGACAUGGUAUUUUAUGAUAUUAUCGUCAUGAUAGGAUAACAAAACGUAUACAAUUCAAUGAAGACAUUUUUUCACGACAAUUUUUCGAACGUGUAGCAUAUUCGUAUGGCAAAUUAAAAAUAUCUCCAUACAAAUGUUCUUAUACCAUAUCGUGACGAUAAAAAUAUAAUACAUUAUUAACAAUAAAAUAAAUUAUAAAAGCCUCUAUUACGGGUAGUAUAAUUUUAAAUUACAUAUCCCUGAAAACUGAAAAACUUAGAUCAU